AUGUCCAUGCAUGUUUACUGUAAACGCAAGUAUGCACUUACCAGUGAAAUGUAUAACGUGGGAAAUGAUUUUUCCAGGCUGGGCUUAACACCAACUGGAAUGCUCGUCUUUGAUGGUAAUCAAAAAAUUGGACUAUUUUUGUGGGAGAAAAUCCAGAAGCUUGAUUUCAAAAAUCGCAAAAUUACGCUUGUUGUUGAGGAAGACGCGGAUCAGGCUAGUGGACAAGUGCAGCUGCAUACAUUUGUAUUCAAUCUUUCUUCCCACAAGGCUUGCAAGCAUUUAUGGAAAUGCGCCAUCGAGCAUCACACAUUCUUUCGGCUCAAAUAUCAUAAGCCAAAAAGUAACAAAGCAUCGCAAUUAUUCCGCUUGGGUAGCACCUUCCGUUAUAGGUACAUUUCAGAGGCCGAACUGAAUACGAAAAUGUGCAUAGAGACAGUGGAAGGCUUUCGCGCCGGCAAUCAGCAACAUUCGAACGACGGCCUUCGCAGAGGUAUGGCCCGCGGCAAAGCCUGGUUUGCGCAUCCGCAGGGCUAUCGAUUCCUGACGCUGGAGCUCAAGCCGAAACAUCACGUAUAUUUUCCGACUAAUUUACCACUUGGUGAGUAG
Messenger RNA from Gongylonema pulchrum, 606 nucleotides. The record is from the annotation of a GenBank genome assembly. Lineage: Eukaryota; Metazoa; Nematoda; Chromadorea; Rhabditida; Gongylonematidae.